AUGAAAGGUUUCCUUCCGUCAGUCGUCGUUGGUGACGGAAAAUCGAUAUCCAACCAAUUGAAAACGCUUAUUGUCGAUAAUAAAUUGACUAUUGAAAAAGCGAAGGAAGAUGACGGGGGACGUUAUACUUGUAUUGCCGAAAACAAGGCGGGACGUUCUGAAAAGGAUAUAAUUGUUCGUCCCGAUUUGCCACCUGUGAUGACACAGGAUGUCGUUUAUGUGGAAUCAAAGGAAGGCGAAACGAUGACCCUCGUAUGCCCAAUUGAGUCAUCGGUUAGAGGCGACAAGUUGUUCAUUAUGAAUAGUUCGUCAACCGACAGCGCACAAUAUGAAUGUAUAGCAAUGAACAAGGCAGGAGAAGCAAAAGCUAAAAUUGAUGCUACUGUUAAUGUUCCACCGAGAAUCGAAGGAGAUCCGUUUGAGCAAAUCCAGGCGAUUGCUAAUGAAACUUUGGAGCUCACUUGCAAUGCCAUCGGUACCCCAGCUCCAGAGAUCACUUGGUUCCUGGACGGUAGAAUUAUCAUCAACAUGGACAAUGUCGAGUUCAAAGACAAUAAACGCAAAAUUCUUGUUAGCAAAAUUAGAGAAAAUGAGGAGGGUCGAUUCACAUGCCGCGCUGAGAACAAGGUCGGAACGUUUGAAAAAGAUACAUAUGUGGAAGUUUCUGUGGCUCCACGAGUCCACAUGCCGGCUGAAGAAAUGAAAGUUGUCGCUGGUAGACAAGUAACGAUUCGUUGCGAAGUGUUUGGCGAACCAACUCCUGUCGUUGACUGGCUGAAGAAUGGCGAGCCAUUCCGCUCGGAUCUUCUUCAGUUCACGACGCGCCUCAGCUAUUUGCAUUUACGCGAAGCCGAUAUCAAGGACAGCGGAAUAUACACUUGCAUUGGGAAGAACCGAGCCGGCGAGAAACGGGCGAGCACCACGCUUCACGUAUUGAUUCCACCAACAAUCAGUGAUGACGAAAGAGUGCUUCAAUUCAAGGAAAACACAACUAUGGGAAUUGAAUGCACCGCCACUGGAAAUCCGCCACCAUCGAUAAUGUGGAAGAAGGACGGAAUCCCAAUUCCAGGAGGAAAUUGGUCAACUUUGCAAAUUGGAACAAUCGAUUCUACCUCAGCUGGAAGAUACACUUGUGUUGCCUCAAAUGAAGCUGGAACAUCCACUGCUGAUUAUGUGCUCGACGUCCUAACUAGACCGAAAUUCAACAAAAUUGAGAAUGAAAUAACAGCAAUUGAAGGUGAAAACGCGAAGCUUGAAUGCAAGGUUGAUGGACAUCCAAAACCAACAAUCACUUGGCUCAAAGGAGGAAGACCAAUUAAUAUGACGAAUAUUCUUCUUUCUCCUCGUGGAGAAACGCUGAUGAUCUUGAAAUCUCGACGCUCGGAUGGCGGCUUCUAUUCGUGUGUCGCAAAGAAUAUUGCUGGAGAAUCGGAAGCUGGAUUUAAUGUGAACAUCUUCACGAUCCCUUACAUUGAAGAUCAAAUCGAUCAAAAUCCACGAAUUGUUGCUGGAAAGGAACUCAUAAUGCGGUGCCCGGUUCGCGGAAACCCGAAACCGGAAGUGAAAUGGAUGCGUGGAGAAGAGGCUAUUAAGAUGGGCGGAAAAUUCAUAUCUCCAAAUGGACAGGAUUUAGUUAUUAUCAAUGCUCAGCCGGAAGAUGAAGGACUUUACAAUUGUUAUGCUUCUAACACCGCCGGAAAACUGGUGACAAGCUAUGCUGCAGAAGUGAUUGGAAAACCAACAUUUGUUCGUCAAGGAGACGAUAUUUAUGAAGUUGUUGAAGAUGAAGGAAUUGUGAUGGAUUGUGGAGUUACAACGAAACCUCUUCCGGAGAUCAAUUGGUACAGAGGAGAUAAUCCAUUGUACUUGUCGAACAACUUCGAAUUGUCCGCAGAUGGUAUGAAAUUGACUAUCAAGAAGGCAAAGCUUACCGACGGUGGAAAGUAUACUUGUCGUGCUUCGAAUGUCGCUGGAUCAUCAGAUAUCGACUUGAUUCUCAAGGUCCUGGUUCCACCAAAGAUCGACAAGUCAAAUAUCAUUGGAAAUCCACUAGCAAUUGUUGGAAGAAACAUAUAUUUGGAAUGCCCAGUCUUUGGAAUUCCUCAGCCAAAUGUUAUUUGGACCAAGGAUGGUGAAAUUAUUGAUGUUUCUGACAGCAGAGUUGUCUAUGCUCAUAACAACGAAACGUUUGGAAUUGAAGGUGUUCGUGUUGAAGAUCAAGGAAGAUACACAUGUACCGCAAAGAAUCGAGGGGGACAAGUGGCUCACGAUUUCAACUUGGAUGUGCUUUCACCUCCCGUAUUUGAAGUAAAUGAUACGAAACCAACAAUUAAGAGAGAAGGAGAUACGAUCACACUAAUUUGUCCAAUCAAGUUACCGGAUGAUAUUGCGGAUCAAGUCAUGGAUGUCUCAUGGACCAAAGAUCUUCGUGCAUUGGACCCUGAUAGCAAUCCUAAUAUUGAGAUUUCAAGCGAUGGAAGAAGAUUGACGAUAAAAUCAGCAGCAAUUAGCAAUGCUGGAUCCUACUCGUGUAUCGCUCUCAAUCGUGCUGGAGAAACAUCGCUCGAAUUCAAAGUCGAGAUUCUGUGUACGAACCUUGCAACCCCGAAGUGUCGUGAGCUCGAAAAUAACUUUAUUGCUCGUCAUUCGAGAUUUUACGGUUCGCAUGUGAUUCCAGUCACGGAAAUUGUGCCUACUACUACACCGUCGCCUAGUUAUAGACAGAAAAUGCAAAAUUAUAACGCGUAUCUCAAAAACUACGAAGAUCGUUUAGCGGCUUAUAAAAGAGCGAAUGAGUUGCGACAGCGCAGAUACUGGGAGUCGAGAAGAAGAAAGGAGCUAGAAUCAAAGUAUAAGAUAACAACACCUACUACUAGCACUAGCCCGACACCAACUCCCCCAACCCCAGAAGUUCCCAUUAGGUACAAGUUCCAGCAGCCCAGACGAUAUGAUCCUGGAAAUCCAAAAGGCACGCAUGGAACAAUGAAUGUGAAAGCCACAUUCCAAACGAAACAACUAAAUGGCAGGCCAAAGCGUAUUAGACCACUUUUAAGAUGUUUCUAUUAUGAUCCUCAAACCCAACGUUUUAUCAGAGAGAAGAGCAAUGAGAGGCUGCCACCGAGAAUUACAGCACCGCCGACGAUUGACGGUUCGAAGAAUGAUAUGACACCACAGGUUGCUGUGAAUCAACCGACGCUUUUGUAUUGCCCGGCAUCAGGACAUCCAUUCCCAACUGUUAAAUGGUUCAAGGAUGGUAAAUCUGUCGAAGGAGAUCCAAAUAUCCGUAUUUUGGAUGAAGGACAGACACUUCAAAUUUUGCAAACCGGCACUGAGCAUGCUGGAAAAUGGAGUUGCGUUGCCGAAAAUGACGCUGGACAUCGUGAACUUGAAAUGAUACUUGAUGUCUUUACUCCACCGGUUGUUUCGGUUCAUUCAGAAAAUCCAAUCAAGGCGCUUGAUGGAACCAUCACCUUAUUGUGCAAUGCCACCGGAAAUCCACCACCAUCCAUCAAGUGGAGCAAAGGCGGACAAGCGCUUCUCGAUUCUCCGGAUGGCGUCAGAAUUUCAUUAAAGGGUGCACGAUUGGAUAUUCCUCACUUGAAGAAGACGGAUGUUGGUGAUUACACGUGCCAAGGAAUGAAUCAAGCGGGAACUGCUGAAGCCACUAUUUCGGUCGACGUAUUAGUGCCUCCUGAAAUUCAACGAGAUGGAAUUGACAUGUCGCCUAAACUUCCUACUGGUCAAGCUCUCACUUUGAAUUGUGAGGCUCAAGGAAAGCCAAUGCCAACACUGAAGUGGACCCUCAAUGAUACCGAAAUUUCUGAUUCCACACCAGCAAUUACACUGGCCCCUAAUGGAGAAUUCAUCAGAAUUAAUAACAUUUCUCUGAUCGAUAAGGGAAUUUAUGCUUGUAUUGCUGAAAACGUUGCAGGAACGGACAAGUUGAUGUAUAAUGUGGAUGUUGUCCAGGCGCCAACCAUUUCGAAUGGUGGAACUCAACAAGUCAUUGAAGGCGAGCUGGCGAUUAUUGAAUGUCUGGUUGAAGGGUACCCAGUACCACAAGUUUCAUGGCUCAGAAAUGGAAUUCGACUUGAAACUGGAGUGCAAGGAGUUAGAUAUGUUGCCGAAGAUAAGAAACUUCGAGUCAUUGAAGCGAGAAGCUCUGAUUCUGGAAUUUACGUUUGCGCAGCUACCAAUGAAGCGGGAACAGCUCAACAAGCAUACACUCUUGAAGUCUUAGUUUCACCAAAGAUUAUUUCCUCUUCACCAAGCACUAUCUCACCGCCGGCAGGAUCGCAGUUCAGCCUUCCAUGUUCGGUUCGAGGAUAUCCAGACCCAACAAUUGUUUGGUCGUUGAAUGGUAAAGAAAUCAAUAGUGGGGAAAAUGGAAUCACAAUCGAUUCUGAUGGAACACUUCACGUUGAAUCAGCAGAAGGAAGAAAUUUGAUCUAUGAAUGCACUGCGAAGAAUGACGCUGGCGCGGAUACUCUCGAGUACAAAGUACAAACAAUUAGUGCUCCAAAGAUCAGCGACACCGGUAUUCGAUACAUUAAUGGAUCAGAAGGUGACCCGACAACAAUCAAAUGCGAUAUUGAAAGUGAAGACGAAUCUGAAAUCACUUGGAACAAGAACGGACUUGCCCUUCUCCCAACAACUAAUGUUGUGUUCAGCGAAGACAAAAAAUCGGUUAAAAUAACUUCAGCCAGACUCGCCGAUCAAGGAGAUUAUAGCUGCACAGUUGCAAAUAAGGCUGGUAAUGCCACACAAACAAAUACUCUUAAUGUUGGAGUACCACCAAAAAUUCUGGAGCGUCCAAAAACUCAUGUUGUCAACCGCGGAGAUCAAGUGACUCUUUGGUGUGAAGCUUCAGGUGUCCCACAGCCAAACAUUGAAUGGUAUAAGAAUGAUGAAUUAAUAACGACAACCGGAGUUCAAGAAACACCAACAACAAAAAAGAAGUCGGCAAUGUUCAGUUCGAUAACACCGCAACAAUCAGGCGUUUACACUUGCAAAGCAGAAAAUUGGGCGGGAUCAGUCGAAGAAGAUGUUGAUUUGAUUGUUAUGAUUGCGCCGGAAGUGUUGCCAGAAAAAAUGAACGUGACCACAAAUCCGAGACAGACGGUUUUCCUCUCUUGCAAUGCCACCGGUAUCCCAGAACCCGUCAUUUCAUGGAUGAAAGAUCCGAACAUUGCAAUUCAAGCAAAUGAGAAGUAUCAAUUACUCGGAACAACAUUGGCCAUUCGGAACGUUCUCCCGGAUGAUGACGGAUUUUAUCAUUGUAUUGCGAAAUCGGAUGCUGGACAAAAAAUUGCUACAAGAAAAUUGAUUGUUAACAAGCCGACUGACCGUCCAGCACCCAUUUGGGUCGAGUGUGAUGAGAAGGGACGUCCAAAAAAAUCAGAAUACAUGGUUGAUCGUGGUGACUCGCCUGAAGAUAAUCCGCAAUUAUUGCCAUGGAAAGAUGUUGAAGACACCUCGAUCAAUGCCACCUUCCGCUGCAUGCCAGGACCAAGAUCAGCAAGAACUGUUCUUCUCCAUAACGCACCGCAAUUCAUCGUCUCACCAAAGAAUCAUACCGUCGCGAUUGGCGCAACCAUUGAGUUGAAGUGCAGCGCUGCUGGUCCUCCUACUCCCAUUAUCACCUGGUUCAAGGAUGAUAAGCCAGUGGAUAUGAAAAAGACUGAAACUGCGUACUCCAUUCUUAAAGUCAAAAUUGAUAAUUCAAGCGAUGCUGGUAAAUACACCUGUCAUGCUCAGAAUAGCGUUGGAAUUAGUACUGCAACUGCUCACAUCAGAAUCGAUAAUGUUGGGGCCACAAAGACACCGCAAGCAGUCAAGAAGAAUAUCGCAGUCAUAACAUGUUAUGACCGUAAAACCACAUAUAGUCGUGGAAUCACUUGGGAGUUCCGAGGAGUUCCCAUGCAGAAAAAUCUCGCUGGCAUCCAUUUCAUGAAUAAUGGAAGCUUGGUUAUACUUGACGCAAGCAAUUUGAGCGAAGACGAUUUGAAGGAUUACACUUGUAGAGUUCGCAAUCGUAGACGAUACAUUAUUAAGCAUAUGAGAUCCGCCUUAGAGGAAGUUCCGGUUGUGAAAACAUCUGAUGAUGUCACAUUGAGCGUUGGUGAAUCCGUGAUGCUUGAUUGCAAUGUUACUGGAGAUCCCUUAACUACAAAUGUAAUUUGGACUAAGGAUAACAAGAGAAUUGUCGAUGAUGAUGUUACAUAUGUUAUGCAUAACAACAGUUUGUUUUUGUCGUCAGUUGAGAAAUAUGAAGCUGGAGUUUAUAAAUGCGUUGCAUCGACAAGCAUUGGAAAAGCUUAUGAUGAUGUGACGGUAGAAGUACUAGACGAAAUUCUUCCGUUGACCGGUGAAGGAAGCGGAUCUGAUGAUGACACAAUUGAAAUGCCAGGUGUUGGGGAGAAAAAAAGAACGAAGAAUUCGACAACCGAUGUUAGCACGACGAGGUUUCCCAAGGUGACUAAGAAGCCGACGACAACGAAGGCGCCAACAACUACAACUACUACAACUAAGAAGCCUCCAACGACCACGACCACUAAAUCAACUACUUCCACAACGAGUACGACAUCUACAACUACCACGACCACGUCAACACCAAUGUAUUUGAAUCUAAAUGAAAAUCCUUUGCACCCUCCAUACUUUGAGGGAAGCGGCUACAAUCCGAACGAACCUUAUGAUGAAUCAUUGGAACCAACAACUGAGGACUAUUUGAUUGAAAAACCAAUGCCAGUUACCAAUUCACAGAUUUUUGAUGCUUCUGAUUGCGAUAUGGGUGAAAUAACGGAGAAUGGAGAUUGCCUUCGAAACGAUGGAACUAGGCAUAAGCUAAAGGUUCUUACCGAUGGCGACAGUUGCCCCGAAGGUUUUGCCUGGAAUACUCAAAUCGGUAUCUGCGAGGAUAUUGAUGAAUGCACCUUCGAUCAACCAUGCGACUUUGAAUGCAUCAACACCGAGGGAGGAUAUGAAUGCAAGUGCCCCCCUGGGUAUUACUUGACGGAAGACGGAUGCUUUGAUAUCAAUGAAUGCGAAGAAAUACGUUGUGAAGACAACAAGGCAUGCUUUAACCAACUUGGUGGUUAUGAAUGUAUUGAUGAUCCGUGCCCAGCCAACUUCACAUUGGUUGAUGAUAGAUACUGCGAACCUCUUUGUGAUGAUUGUGGUUUGACACCAAUCACAGUGCAUAUGCUUGCAAUUCCAAGUGGACUCCCAGUAUCGCAUAUUGCAACUCUUACUGCUUAUGAUAAAAAUGGAAGAGUCUUGAACGACACCACUUACGUCAUAUCAGAAACAUACAAAGGACUGGACCUGGGAAAAACUCGAGCUGGCCCAUUCACCAUCAAGGCGGUGAAAGGCGGACACGCGCAAGUUUGGACAAACAGAGUUUUGGAAACUGGAGCUCAUCACAAAGUUCGUGUUCGUGCUCAUUCUGAGCAAGGUGAUGAGGAAAACAAUCUUCCGAAAAAGACGAACUUUUUGGUGCUUAUCAACGUUGGACAAUACCCAUUCUAA
Molecule: messenger RNA, 7527 nt
Organism: Caenorhabditis bovis
Lineage: Eukaryota; Metazoa; Nematoda; Chromadorea; Rhabditida; Rhabditidae
Source: the annotation of a GenBank genome assembly